Molecule: messenger RNA, 516 nt
Organism: Talaromyces atroroseus
Lineage: Eukaryota; Fungi; Ascomycota; Eurotiomycetes; Eurotiales; Trichocomaceae
Exons: 2
Coding region: 1-516 (171 amino acids)
Molecular function (GO): carbon-sulfur lyase activity
Source: RefSeq, a predicted model, not a curated record
AUGAGCUCCGUCGAUAAAUCCAACCCCUACAUCCCACUAGCUGGCGUGGCUGUUGAUGGAUGGAGUAAGGAAGAUGAGGCUACGGCCACAUGCUUCUGCGGUGCUGUUCAAAUAGUAUUCCCAACUCAAGGGCCGGGUUUAGUCGAAACCUUCGUCUGCAACUGUACAGACUGCCGGAAGCUCACUGCAUCCAUGUUCGCAUCUAAUUUCACCAUUGCUGAUACGCACCUGAAGCAUGCACGUGGCGAGGAUAAUCUCACACGAUAUGGUCAGUCGAAGACUAUUGCCUCCGGCAACACGAUGACUAAUUAUUUCUGCUCAACCUGCGGCACGCUUAUGUAUCGUCGCGGCUCGGCUUUCCCAGGGCUGAGCAUCUGCCGUAUUGGUACUGUGGAUGAUUUCAACCUUCAUGAGACGAAGUUGAGACCCAGAGUGGAGCAAUUUACGAAGGAUCGUGUUGGAUGGUUUCAUGGUGUGAAAGGGAUUAGGCAGGUUGAAGGCAGUGCUUAUACUUAA